Messenger RNA from Notolabrus celidotus (New Zealand spotty), 1075 nucleotides. Its product is annotated as gamma-interferon-inducible lysosomal thiol reductase-like. Gene Ontology annotation, molecular function: oxidoreductase activity, acting on a sulfur group of donors, disulfide as acceptor. NCBI's taxonomy places the organism in Eukaryota, Metazoa, Chordata, Actinopteri, Labriformes, Labridae. Bases 128 to 904 code for a protein of 258 amino acids. The transcript is spliced from 7 exons. The record is from RefSeq and is a predicted model, not a curated record. Gene Ontology annotation, cellular component: lysosome.
GCAGUGAAUCACACCCUGAUCACACCUGGCGUUAAUCAGCUGCAGACUGGUCCUAAUAGGCGGCCCUUAGGAGACGCAGCUUCAGUCCUCUGUACCCUCUGUGGGAUCUGUCCUCCUAACAUUCAACAUGAAGGUUUCAGGACUUGUCGCUGUGUUUUUACUCCUCUGUGCUGACGGAAUCAGCUCCGGGACCUCGUCUCAUCCUAAACCGUCCUGCCGUUACCCCCCCUCUCAGUGGUGCAGGUCCCUGGAGAUUGCAAUAGCCUGCAAGGUUCAGAAGCAGUGCAUGGAAGUAAACGCAACCAGACCGAACCAGUCCGUCCCUCCAGUGUCCGUCACCCUGUACUACGAGAGUCUGUGUCCAGCAUGCAGAGUCUUCAUCACACAGCAGCUCUUCCCCACAUGGACCAUGCUGCAGGACAUCAUGACUGUCACUCUGGUGCCAUACGGGAACGCAAAGGAGAUUCCGUCUGCAAACUCUCCGUUCACCUGUCAGCACGGAGACCCUGAGUGCAGAGGGAACGUGAUAGAGGCCUGCAUCAUCCAUUUAACCGGACACUCAGCAUUUCAGAUCGUCUACUGCAUGGAGUCGUCUGCAGAUGUUCUUACUGCUGCCAAACCUUGUCUGCAGCUGUACGCUCCGUCCGUCUCCUGGUCCAGCGUCGACUCGUGUGUGAAGAAAGGUCUUGGAAACCAGCUGAUGCACGCCAACGCUGCCAUGACCAGAGCUCUGAGUCCCGCGCACACACACGUCCCCUGGGUCACGUUUAACGGGGAGUACACAGAAGAGAAUGAGGACAAGGCAAUGUCGUCCCUGUUUCGUUUGGUGUGUCAGCUCUACAAGGGGGUGAAGCCUCCAGUGUGCACCGGAGCCACAGUCAAACUGAACAGAGGCUUCAGCUGAACACAGAGAAAUCACACCAACUAACAUCUUCAUCUUAUAACCAACAUGUGGACGCUGAAUCAUCAGGUGUUUGUACUCGCCUCACAUAAAGCUCUUCAUUGACCUCCCAUUUAACACAUGUACUUUAUAACCACACAAGUAAUAAACACUGAAAUGACGUGAACACACACA